This is a messenger RNA of Chinchilla lanigera (long-tailed chinchilla), 2818 nucleotides long. It is a transcript of the gene Ikzf4, whose product is annotated as IKAROS family zinc finger 4 (Eos). Gene Ontology annotation, biological process: regulation of transcription by RNA polymerase II. Lineage: Eukaryota; Metazoa; Chordata; Mammalia; Rodentia; Chinchillidae. Gene Ontology annotation, molecular function: DNA-binding transcription factor activity; RNA polymerase II cis-regulatory region sequence-specific DNA binding. The record is from RefSeq and is a predicted model, not a curated record.
GAGGGAGCAGAGACCUGGGGGUCAAGGAGCAGUACUUUCUUCUCUGCGGUCUGUCAGCACCCGCAGCGCCACGUGGAUAACUGACCUCAUGAGCGCCCCAGAGAUUCCAAAAAAAGGCAGGAAAGGCCAAGAAUGCUAAGAGGUUAAAAUCAGUAUUGUCUUAGGAAGAACAGAGGCAACACUUGGCACUAAGGACAGACGUGCCAGAGCACGUGGAGCGCCCACUGUGUUCCUAGUGUGCACAUCAGAUUUCUAUGAAGAAGUAGUCCGAGUUAUGUUUUGACGAACAACCCCGCCUUUUAGACUUGAAUCUUUCGGCGUUCGGCUACUCUCCCCUAGCUCCUCUUUUUCCCCCAGCAGUCUCUCCGGUUUGGGGGGCGCUCGGUGUUCGGCCCUGCUGCCUGUCGCCUGGUAGUAGGACCGGAAGUUGUUGUGGGGGGGAGCGCUUGUUGGGGGGGGCCCUGGGGGGGGUCGCUCUCUCCUCAGGUGAAGCCGCUGAUGGAGAUGGAGCCGCCGCCGCCACUGAGCGCCCGAGUCCCGGCUCCGGCCUGGCUAGCGCCACCUCAGUGACCCCACUCCCCCCGCACUGGGCCAGCCGGGCCAGAGUGGGGGACCCCUACCUCCUUGUCCCCCCUCUUCCCCAACACAGCCCGCUGUCGCCCAACCCCGAAACCCUGCGCGCGAAGAUGCCGCAGAUCUCUUUAAGAUGGACAUAGAAGAAUGUAAUGGCCGCUCCUACUUGUCUGGAAUCCACGCUUCCUGGAAGGUGAGUGGCUGGGCUCACCCCUGCCUGCCACCGAGACGCAGACAUGCACACACCGCCCGCACUCCCUCGCCGUUUCCAAGGCGGCGGCCGCGUUCGCACCCCAGGGUCUCACCCGCCAGGGAAGGAUAAUCUGGAGAGGGAUCCCUCAGGAGGGUGUGUUCCGGAUUUCUUGCCUCAGGCCCAAGACUCCAACCAUUUUAUAAUGGAAUCUUUAUUUUGUGAAAGUAGCGGGGACUCAUCUCUGGAGAAGGAGUUCCUCGGGGCCCCAGUGGGGCCCUCAGUGAGCACCCCCAACAGCCAGCACUCUUCUCCCAGCCGCUCCCUCAGUGCCAACUCCAUCAAGGUGGAGAUGUACAGCGAUGAGGAGUCGAGCAGACUGCUGGGGCCCGACGAGCGGCUCCUGGAAAAAGAUGACAGCGUGAUUGUGGAAGACUCGUUGUCAGAGCCCCUGGGCUACUGUGACGGGAGCGGGCCGGAGCCGCACUCCCCUGGGGGCAUCCGGCUGCCCAAUGGCAAGCUCAAGUGCGACGUCUGCGGCAUGGUCUGCAUUGGCCCCAAUGUGCUCAUGGUGCACAAACGAAGCCACACGGGCGAGAGGCCCUUCCACUGCAACCAGUGCGGUGCCUCCUUCACCCAGAAGGGCAACCUGCUGCGCCACAUCAAGCUGCACUCUGGGGAGAAGCCCUUCAAAUGUCCCUUCUGCAACUACGCCUGCCGCCGGCGUGACGCACUCACCGGCCACCUCCGCACACACUCAGGUGACGAGAUGCGUGACCUGGAGAUGGUGCCAGACUCCAUGCUGCACUCAGCGUCUGACCGGCCAACUUUCAUUGAUCGCCUGGCGAACAGCCUGACCAAGCGCAAGCGUUCCACCCCUCAGAAGUUCGUAGGUGAAAAGCAGAUGCGCUUCAGCCUGUCGGACCUCCCCUAUGAUGUGAACUCGGGCGGCUACGAGAAGGAUGUGGAGCUGGUGGCGCACCACGGCCUGGAGCCUGGCUUUGGAGGGUCUCUGGCCUUUGUGGGUGCAGAGCACCUGCGUCCCCUCCGCCUUCCACCUACCAACUGCAUCUCAGAACUCACGCCUGUCAUCAGUUCUGUCUACACCCAGAUGCAGCCCCUCCCUGGCCGCCUGGACCUUCCAGGGUCCCGAGAAGCAGGUGAAGGACCCGAGGACCUGGGGGACGGAGGGCCCCUCCUCUAUCGAGCCCGAGGCUCCCUGACUGACCCAGGGGCCUCCCCCAGCAACGGCUGCCAGGACUCCACAGACACAGAGAGCAACCAUGAAGACCGGGUUGGGGGGGUGGUGUCCCUCCCUCAGGGUCCCCCACCCCAGCCACCCCCCACCAUCGUGGUGGGCCGGCACAGUCCUGCCUAUGCCAAAGAGGACCCCAAGCCACAGGAGGGGUUACUGCGGGGCACCCCGGGCCCCUCCAAGGAAGUGCUCCGAGUGGUGGGCGAGAGCGGAGAGCCGGUGAAAGCCUUCAAAUGUGAACACUGCCGCAUCCUCUUCCUGGACCAUGUCAUGUUCACCAUCCACAUGGGCUGCCAUGGCUUCAGAGACCCUUUUGAGUGCAACAUCUGUGGUUACCACAGCCAAGACCGGUACGAAUUCUCUUCCCACAUUGUCCGGGGGGAGCAUAAGGUGGGCUAGUGACCUCUGUCCCUGCCCGUAGUCUGCCACUCCGCUGCCCCCCAGGUGUCCAGCUCUGUCCCACCACACCCCAAGGGGUUCUUCCCCAGAGCCCUCGCCCUGGCCGCCUGACCUCACACGGACCCCGGCCCUCCUCGCCCUUGCCCUCCUGCUGCCCGACCCCUCCGGUGUCGCGAUGAGACAGGCCUUCCUUCUCCUCGGCUCCGCCCGCGCCCUGAGUUACGUGCUAGUUGCCUGUGUUUGCCUUUUUCACCUGCAGCCGCCCCGCCCGUCCCCUCCCGCUCCUCCCUCGGCUCCUCCGCUAGGCCUAAUUUUUUUCCUGGUCCAUCCUGCAUCCUCUAACAGCCCCAGGGAUCAGAAGCUCCUCUCCAAAGGAAGAGACUCUGCGCUUCUCGCUUUAA